AUGUAUUUUAGUCCAGAGGCAGUUCAAACACUGUACAUGAGAGUGCUGCAUCUCCUGUAUCGUUUCCGACCCGAGUGUCACUCCAUGGUUCCACUUCUGGAGAACAUUCAGUAUCCAGUUUAUCAUGAGGGAGCAACUGCUAUCAUGAGCGUCUACAUGCGCAUGCGGCAGUUUUUGCCCAUGUGCCUGGUGUAUGAUUUUUCACUGAAUGACCUGCUAGCCCCAAAGAAACAGAAGACUCUGACUGUUCUGAGUGCAAUCAUGAACUUCCUUCACUUCAGGAAGCAGAGGAUGGACUUGGUCUUGGAGAAGCAGGCCAAAUUUAGGGCAGACGUGGACAGACUGCAGACCUACACCAGAGGCAAUCGAGAAGCAGAGAAAAAGAUUGAGAUGCUGACCACCAUCCCACCGGAGCAGCAGGCUGAGGCAGACGAGCUGGCGGCCACGGUGUCUGAACUACAGGCCACCACCAUGCAUGAAUGCCAGGAAGUUAAUGUAAAAAACGACUGCAUCGCUGAGUGGAAAACCAAAAUCGCAGAGAAGUCUCAGAAACUGGCCCAGAUGAAAGUGGACGUCAGCAACCUGAAAGAAGACAUCAGCAAACUCAAGUCUCAGAUCGUGGAGUCUCCUGAGGAGCUGAAGACUCAGAUGGAGAGGAUGAGGGAGAACGUCAAAAACAUCAAGAACUCCAUUACAGAAACAGAUGAGCGAGUGGUGGAGCUGCAGAACAUGGUGCAGAGUGUGACUCACACGGAGGCGGAGAUCCAGCAGAUGUACAACCUGCUGCAGGACCUGGAGAGCAGCAUGAACAACGCCAAGCAGAGACAGGAGAUGACGUAUUAA
Paralichthys olivaceus (Japanese flounder) is the source of this 843-nucleotide messenger RNA. The record is from RefSeq and is a predicted model, not a curated record. Lineage: Eukaryota; Metazoa; Chordata; Actinopteri; Pleuronectiformes; Paralichthyidae.